GAGCGGGCCGCUGGCAGCAGGGCCGGCGUGGGGAGCGUGCGGUCCUCGGAGAGAGGGCGGGGUGCUCCGCCGCCAUGCAGCAGACGGGCGUCGCCAUGCCCGCCGUUCUGCAGCCCCGCCUGCUGGCCGCCGCGGGCCUCCUCGCGUGCGCGGCGCGCCUGCUGGCCCCGGCCGCCUUCGCGGCAGGCGGCCUUGCCCUGCCCACCGCCGGUUACGCCGGCGCUCCCGCGCUGACGGCGCGUGGCGGCGCGGCGCAGGGCGAGGGCGCCGCGCCAGCUGGCGCGGCGACGGCCUCGCUCGCAGGGGCAGUGGCUGUGGGAGCCGCGCUGGGCGCGGCCGCCAGCUUCGCCGCCCGCAGCAGCAGCGCGGUCGCCCGCCGCACGCACGCGGUGAAGAUCUACGACACGUGCAUCGGCUGCACGCUCUGCGUGCGCGCGUGCCCCGUGGAUGUGCUGGAGAUGGUUCCAGCCACGGUGAACGCGGCCAAGCAG
Molecule: messenger RNA, 491 nt
Organism: Prorocentrum cordatum
Lineage: Eukaryota; Dinophyceae; Prorocentrales; Prorocentraceae
Source: the annotation of a GenBank genome assembly